Messenger RNA from Daphnia carinata, 3301 nucleotides. RefSeq names its product transport and Golgi organization protein 6 homolog (gene Tango6). The record is from RefSeq and is a predicted model, not a curated record. Lineage: Eukaryota; Metazoa; Arthropoda; Branchiopoda; Diplostraca; Daphniidae. The transcript has 12 exons. Gene Ontology annotation, biological process: protein secretion. Bases 253 to 3159 code for a protein of 968 amino acids.
GUCUACUACACUCGACACACGCUCGCACGAACACUCGGAGGUUUGGUACCCUCUCUGUACAAAAAUUCACUCACUCUAUACAACGCGCCGAGGCGAGAUGUUACUAACACAACGAGUUAUCAAAUCAACGCCGCUGCGGCGCUGCCUUUCAACCCCACCGCAAAAAUGAGAUUUGGGAUACUGGAGAUUGGUGUUUUGUUAAAAGGAGGAGGAGUUGGCCUGUCACACGGCACGGGUGUUUAAAUGUAAACAAUGGACAACUGUAUGACAAUUCGUCUUAAAGUUAUUGCCGUUCUCUGUAAACCACAGCUGGAAAAACUUCAGGGUUCGUCGGUGGAAACCAUCGAUCAAGUAUUACAAAAUAAUUUAGCACUAGUCAGAACUUUCCAAAAUACUCUUGCAGAUCAAGGAAAUCAUGAUCUACUGAAAGUAUUUGGUAUUGAAAAAUGCCACAUUGGGGAUGUGAAAUGGUCUUACAGCUGCUUAUGCCUAGAAACUAUUCUCGAAGUUGCCAAGGCAAUGGAUUUGGAUGCUGCGAACUGUAAUAAGUCUACCAUUCAUAGCGAUUCUAGUGUACCUUGUCUAUCGGUUCAACAUGAGAUAGACAUUGCAAAAUGCUUUCAACUCAUUGUUGGGUUUGGACUGUUGCCAAAUCUCCUACCUAAUAUAGGAAUACCUAUCCAAAGGAGAUCAAAAUACUAUAAUCUCUUCCACCAAUCGCCACAUCUUACUGAUGAACAGAAAUAUUCAAGACUAACAGUGGUGGUACGAGGAUUAUGUGAAAUUGAAAAGAGCCAAUCUUUUGGUCCUAAAUUUGCCACAAAGCAUUUAGCCGAUUUGCUGACUGCUCUACUCCAAAUCUGUCAUGCUCCAAUCAGCAAACCUACCUCAGAUUCUCAAGUCCUUCUGUGGCAGCGUCUCCAUGAAGAAAGACAAGAAUUUGUUCCUCUCCUGAACUCGGUGAUUGAACGUACGUAUCCGCCCCUGCUGGUGCAAAAUCUGUUGUUAUUACAAGGACCGUCAGCCUCCCACGCCAAAAUCAUUCGGGAUGCGCCGAAACCAGCGCCGAAAUGGCUUAUUCGAGUCUGUGCUCAUCUACUCACUCAGCAAUUGAUGAAACCUAAUGGCCUAGCAAUGACCAUUCAGGGCGUCAUGGAUUUGGCGGAAAUAACUUCGGAAAUGUGGCAGAGAUGCGACUCGCUUGCUUACAUCAUUUCUACACCUCCAAGUAGAGACCCUGAGAAACAGCGAGAAUAUUAUUCCACCAUUGGUCCACAACUAUCGGAAUUAGUCACGAAAUCACACAAGAUACUUCCUGAUGCGCCUUUCAAUCGAAUAGCAUCUGGCUGUUAUCGUGAAAUAGCAGCAAGAUAUCGUCACGUCGCAGAGGACACCGUUUUUGGGCCGCUGUUCCAGCCUCUGGCCUCAGAAGAUCAAGACGUCCUGAUCCGUUCCAUUGAAACCCUUCACUCAAUUUUUGUUGAAGGCACAGAUCCCUCUGGAUUAUUGAUGUUAUUGGUGCCACAUUCGUAUCGUCUUAUGCAACUCUACAGGAUUUGGUGUCAAAGCAUCUUGCAAGUUAAGACAUUGCUGGAAGAGUUAAUAGUUCGUCUGAUUCGCCAUAGUGACAACCCGGAUCGUGUUGGAUUACUCCGGAGCCUGCUUCAAACUCAAAAUAGUGAUGAUGACGAAGCUUUCUUGGACGAAGACGAGAAAAGUGUCAUGGCUCUCAUAUCUAUACUUCAGCGCAUAGAAGAUGUCCAUUUGACUUACUCAGUUUUCGUUUCACUCCUGGAAGAUUUACCGCAAUUGAUGGUUGAUCAACCACCUUCUUCCUCGCUAGCGCCUCAGCAACCCCAUCUACUGCAUUCAGUUCGUAGAGGGCUGGUGACUCUUCGAUUAAUUGGUUUGCUGAGUGAAGAUGAACAGCUACAAAGUUUCUUGCUCAACAAUCCCCAGCAAGCAGUCGAUUUUGCUCAAGUCUUUCUCAAGAGGGCUGCAGAAAACUUGGAUCGUAACCACUUUGAUGUCGAUCUUGAAAAGGAAGGUCUAGCUAUUGUUUUUGCUGUGAUAGCCCUGCAAAUCGACAAUCUUGUUGAAAAAGAGGAUAAAAGUAAAACGUGGUCGUUGUUCGAUCCGCUGGUAGAAUCGCUGGAACAUCUGGUCAAAAAGCAUCCACUAGAGCGGAUUCGAAAUGGAGCAGAUGAACUACGUCUGGCCAUUCAGACUCGAGGUUUUGUUUUUAAUAAAGACUCAACAGCAUCGUCUGAAGCUAGUAGAAGCAGCAGCAAGAGUAGCAAAGGUCAGGCUUUCCAGUCGGCUUGGGAUCAACUUAGCGAUCCACUUUUGCCAGUCCAAGGCCAUGCGAUUCUCACCCUGUCACACUUGCUCAAGAAUAAGGAUGAGCAAGCUUUGAAGAACAGAGAGCGCCUCCUCAAAGUGUUUUUGGAUUCGCUGGAACACGAAGACUCGUACAUUUAUCUGAUGGGAAUUCAGGCUUUAGGAUCGCUGGCUGAUGUUUUUACUGAGCAAGUUGUCCAAGCUCUUGUUAACCAACUGGAGCAGUUCAUCGACACAGAAGAGCCCAAGUUAGUCACCGAUUAUGACGCGUCGAAAAUCGAUACUCCCAGGACACAGCCAGUACGUCGUCCUGCAGAAGUCCGGCUAAAAGUGGGAGAAGCUCUUCUGCAAGUGGUCCGUCUUGUCGGGCCUCUAAUCCCCAAAUAUAAAAGAGUGUUGCUCAAUUCUUUCUUGCGCGGUACCAAAGACGAAGAUGCAUUCGUGCGAGCGUCGUGUUUGCACAAUCUGGGAGAACUGUGUGCGUUGCUUCGCUACUCUUUGGAUUCGGUAGCUUUUGAGGUCUUGAAUUGCGUCACCAAUCUGGUUGCUCGAGAUCCUGCAGUGGAAGUGCGCCGAGCCGCAGUCCUUUUAAUUACCUUACUGCUACGCGGACUAGAUUCUGAAGCGUUACAGGUCUUGGAGCCGAUAAUCAAAGAUCUUUACCGAGUUUUAAAAGAAAUAGUUCUCCGUGAUAAUGAUGAUCGUGUAGUCUUGUUCCACGCAAACCAAGGGCUGGAGAAACUGGCCGAUAUCGUCAAACAGUACCUCACUGCGCCGAAACUUGCAGGGAAAACAAUUCGCGAGUUGAGGCUUCCAUAGCUUCUUCGAAGAAAGGGCUUUUGCUGUUUUUCUGUAUAGCAAAUGCAUUGAUCUGCUUAUAUUUACCUUUGAACGAUGUACAAUGAUCAGCCGCAAUAUGAAGUUUCAUCGGACAAAAUAAACAUCGUAUUUUGCAAAACCA